Molecule: messenger RNA, 6959 nt
Organism: Carassius auratus (goldfish)
Lineage: Eukaryota; Metazoa; Chordata; Actinopteri; Cypriniformes; Cyprinidae
Product: leukocyte tyrosine kinase receptor
Exons: 26
Coding region: 1-4149 (1382 amino acids)
Biological process (GO): regulation of neuron differentiation; protein phosphorylation; multicellular organism development
Cellular component (GO): signaling receptor complex; plasma membrane
Molecular function (GO): protein binding; transmembrane receptor protein tyrosine kinase activity; ATP binding
Source: RefSeq, a predicted model, not a curated record
AUGUUCCAGUCUGAGUCAGCAUAUGUAGGUCGCCAUAUCAAGGUCAGCUCCCAAGAUAGCUACAGCCAGAGCCACCAUCUGCCAGAGCUGCUUCUUCACCUGCCAACUCAUCUGCCAGAGGACUCCAUUUCCCAUCAUGCUGUGUUUUCAUUAGUGUCUACCUGGCAGCAGUGGGAGGUGCUGGAGGCUGUUAUUGGCCGCUUAGAUGAGCCUUUUCAUGUGACAGUGCAAUACUCUUCCUGUAGCAGCCAUGAAGUUGGAUUUCUGGCAUUUGAUUCACUUGAGUUGAAGGAUUGUGCCAUGGGUGAUGAUUAUUUGGAUUUGGGUUCAGACUGUGAGAAAUACUCAUCACUUCACUGUCAUUCUGGAGGCUGCAUUGAGAAGCGAAGAGUGUGUGAUUUUCAUACUGACUGUCCUCAAGGGGAAGAUGAGGGCUUAAUAUGCAACUCCUUACCUUUGGGCUCAUACUGUUCAUUUGAGUUGGGCUCAUGUGGAUGGUCAGUGGCUGAUUCACCGUCAUCUUGGAGACUAGUUAGUGGACUACAGCUGAAUGAAGACUCAGAUCUACUGGGGGCAACUCUGCAAAACACUCAAGGGCACUUUCUUUUUUUAAGGGUCAGAGGUCGUGGUGAUGAAGGUGAGGCAUUGGUUCAAAGCCCAGCUCUCCCUUCAACUGUGUCCAAUCAGGACUGUCAGUUGCAGUUCUCUCUGUACCUGUGCGGGGAUUUCAAUGGAACAGUGCUCCUGUCAGUGGUGGAGAAUGAAACGUCAGCUUCUCCACUGAUUUGGGAGAGGUCUGGACACUGGAAGGACACUUGGCAAGAGAUCGCUCUGCCGAUUACAGUGAUCUUAAAAGGCUUCCAUCUUAAAGUGCAGGCCUUCUGGACUUCUGGAUCUAAAGCUGACAUUGCACUGGAUGACAUUUCAUUGAGCGCAGCAUGUUUUGACACAGAACUAAAUGAACUGCUUCUUGGACAAGGACUACUGCAUGAUUUAGACUCCUUCAGUCCUCUCCCAGAACCCUUAGCGUCAGAGGCUUCCCUAAUGACGUGGUGGUUUACGUCCUGUGGAGCAAGUGGACCUCUAGGCCCAACUCAAGCCCAGUGUGACAGUGCCUACCGCAACAGCAACGUCAGUGUGGUGGUGGGGAAGGAGGGCCAUCUCAAAGGUGUUCAGAUGUGGAGGGUUCCAGCUACCAAUAUGUACAAGAUUUCAGCUUAUGGAGCCGCAGGAGGCAAAGGAGCAAAAAACCAUAACAAACGGUCACAUGGAGUCAUCAUCUCAGCUAUCUUCCCACUGGAGAAAGGUGACAUACUCUACAUCCUAAUUGGACACCAAGGAGAAGACGCAUGUCCAGGAAGGAACCCCCUGACCCAUAAAAUCUGUCUUGGGGAGUCUUCUGUGAUAGAAGAUGGUUUCGACAGCGAUGGUUCAGGCUUAAAGAGGGCAGGGGGCGGAGGUGGUGGUGGAGGAGCCACAUAUGUUUAUCGGAUGGAGAACGGGGAACCAGUGCCUUUGCUGAUUGCAGCAGGAGGAGGAGGAAAGGCCUACCUGGAAGACCCUGAGAGCAGCCUGGACCAGAUUUUCCUGGAACAAUACGAGAAUGACACCUCCGCCCCUGGUGUCAAUGGCAAAUCCGGAGCAGCAGGUGGAGGAGGUGGAUGGAGCGACCUGUCUUUUCUCGCCUGGGCAGGGAAAUCUCUUGUGGAAGGAGGUCAAGGAGGCUCAUCCUGUCCUGAGGCUUUGUCAGUGCUGGGGUGGGCUACAUUUGGAGGGUUUGGGGGAGGUGGGGGCGCUUGCACUGCUGGAGGCGGUGGUGGAGGAUACAGAGGCGGUGAUGCACCCCUUCUUGAUGGCAUUACAGCAGAUGGACAUGACGGCGUCUCUUUUGUUCACCCCAUGGGAAAGAUAUUUCUACAUCCACUUGCAGCUAUGGAGAGUCAUGGGGAGGCUGAGAUCGAGGUGUAUCUAAACUGCAGCCACUGUCAGACCCAGAGUUGUAAGAGAGAUGAAGAUACCAGACUCAUCCUCUGCCUGUGCGACAGCGCCGAGGUUCUUGCAUCAGACAACGUCACCUGCCUAGUUGUCCCACUGGGCUCUCUGGCAGACGGACCCCCAUCUCUGAUAUUUAUCCUGGCAGUGAUUGCGUCCACAGUAGUCACGGGUGUCGUUCUGACCUGUGCCAGCCUCACGCUCAUCUAUUACCGUAAGAAGAACCACCUGCAUGCGGUCAGGAUUCGACUACAGAGCCCAGAGUACAAGCUUAGCAAAAUCCGCUCGUCCACCAUAAUGACGGACUACAACCCCAACUACUGCUUCGCUGGCAAGGCGGCCUCACUGAGUGAGCUUAAAGAGGUUCCACGCAAGAACAUCACCCUCCUCAGGGCUUUGGGACACGGUGCCUUUGGGGAAGUGUACGAAGGACAGGUUUUGGGUAUGAAUGGAGAGAACACAGCCAUGCAGGUUGCUAUAAAGACUCUCCCAGAAAUCUGUUCUGAGCAGGAUGAGAUGGAUUUUCUAAUGGAGGCUCUGAUUAUGAGUAAGUUCAGCCAUCAGAACAUUGUGCGCUGUAUUGGCGUCAGUCUGCAGAUCCUGCCUCGCUUCAUACUGCUGGAGCUCAUGACAGGAGGAGACAUGAAGACUUUCCUCAGACUAAACCGCCCCAGAACUAAUCAGCCGUCUUCUCUAAGCAUGCUGGAGCUUCUGCAUAUGGCCAGAGACAUUGCGCUUGGCUGUCGUUAUCUAGAAGAGAACCACUUCAUCCACAGGGACAUUGCAGCACGAAACUGCCUUUUGACCUGUCCUGGUCCAGAGAGAGUGGCUAAAAUUGGAGAUUUUGGCAUGGCUCGAGAUAUUUAUAGGGCGAGUUACUAUAGGAAGGGUGGCCGUGCCAUGUUGCCGGUGAAGUGGAUGCCACCUGAAGCCUUUCUAGAGGGCAUUUUUACAUGCAAGACUGACACCUGGUCUUUCGGAGUACUGCUGUGGGAGAUUUUCUCUCUUGGAUACAUGCCUUAUCCAUGCAAGACCAAUCAGGAAGUGCUAGAGUUUGUAACAGGUGGAGGUCGUAUGGAUCCUCCUAAGAGCUGCCCAGGCCCUGUUUAUCGGAUCAUGACACAGUGUUGGCAACACUGUCCAGAACACAGACCAAACUUCUCGACUAUUUUAGAGAGGAUCAACUACUGUACACAGGACCCUGAUGUCAUCAACACCCCUCUGCCAGUGGAGUAUGGUCCAGCUGUUGAAGAAGAAGGUGGCACUGUGAUCCGUCCUGAAGGAUCAGGCAGUAUGACCCCUCGUCUAGUGGCCCACCCUAUGUCCCAGGAUGCUUCCCCUCGACUGGGCAUCACCGGUGCUGCCCCACAGGCCCUCAAACCUUCAAAGCUACAAAGACCGGUCCAUCUCACACAGGAUGUGGGCAUGUACCGAGAGACAUUGGAGACUUGUUGGGCUGAGCCGGUUCCUGCUCCUGGAGUCUGUCCAGGACAGUGGCUUCAAGUUCCAGAGCACCGGCCGUGCUCCAGGAGUAGUUCAUCAUCAGGCAGCCAGAAGCUAAAGAACAAGACAAAAAACCUUUGGAAUCCCACCUAUGGUUCCUGGGUCCUGGAGAGUUUUGGACGAGGGAAGACAGCCCUGUGCCACACCCAGUCCAUGCCUCUGUCUUGCAACAACACGUCCAUGUCUGUCCCGUCAGAGUUCAAUGACCCUGGAGUAGAAGUUAACGCAAAUGUCUCAGCGUCUCCACCUCCAUCUGCUGCAUCCUCCCAAACUGCAUUCAGUCCGACAGGGACUUCCUCUCAGAAGGGUUCAGCAGGGGCUACGGGCGGCUCGAUUACUGCAGUUAUGGACUUGGCAAAACUCCAAAGCUUCCCGUGUGGCAACGUAAACUAUGCGUAUGAUGAGCAGACUUACGAGACUGAGAGUUUGCCUGUAGCUGUGUCUAAAUCUGUGGAGCCCAACACAAGCUCUUCAGCUACAUCUUCACUGGCUGCCCUCGGCCUGGCCAAAACAUUUACCCACAGACCACAGGUUAAGCGCCAUGCUAGCUACGGACAUGAGGACAUAAGGAGGUACACCCAGUCUGAGAAGCCCACGAGGGACAGAGAUUCUGGCUUUUCCUUGUCUGAAGACCUCAGUGUCACCCCUGUGUAGAGUUGAACGGUCCAACUGAGAAAAUGCCUCAUUUCUGGUGUUAUUUAGUUUUUGGCACAUAGGUAUUUUACUGCAAUAACUGCAGUGGAUUAGCUAGAGGUGGAAUGACAGGUUAAAGCUGGAAUACGCUUUACGACUUUUGAAAUCUGAAUAUAUUUUAAAGCACUAGGCAAACACUAGGUAAUUAAAAUUGUCAUUAAUUACUCACCCUCAUGUCAUUUAAAUACGUAUGACCUUAGCUCAUCUUCAGAAAAUUAAGAUAUUUAUGAUGAAAUCCGAGAACUUUCUGACCCUGCAUAGACAUCAACAUGACUGAAACAUAGUAAGGACAUCAUUAAAAUAGUACAUGUGACAUCAGUGGUUCAACCGUAAUUUUCUAAAGCCAUCAGAAUACUUUUUGUGCAAAAAAAAACUCAAAAACAACAACUUUAUUCAACAAUUCUUCUCCUCUUCAUCCCCUACUCCACUAUUAUCAAGAGUGCCAUGUUGCAUCAAAAAACGUCAAAAAGCUCUUGGAUUUAAUCAAAAAAUAUCUUAAUUUGUGUUCUGAAGAUGAAUGAAGAACUACAGUGAGUAAUUAAUGACACAAUUGUCAUUUUUGGGUUUACUGACCCUUUAAUGAUCGAAGAUGCGAUCACAUUUUUUACCCCCUUUUUUGUUUCCUGCAAACAAUUUGAUUGUCAAUAGUGUCGUAAUGUAUGAAGCAGAGCUCAUACCAAACUCACUUUCAAACCAGGCAGUUAGGUGUUGGUCAACAUAGCAAAUCUAGGCGAUAAACUUGAACCUGCUACAAAAUCUGAUUGGGGAAAUCUUUUUCCCUUGUGUGAAAUUCCUGAUUGAGUGGAUUCAUAUUGUAAUUCACUGGACUUUGCCUGCUUAAAACCUUGCAGAACAACUCCAGGACAGUGUGACCUCACCCUGAAGAUAACAAACUAUCAGACUUUCAAGUCAUUCCAAAAACAACGGAGAUUGAUGGAGAAGCAUGACAAAUAAAAACAACGUGUUCUAAAAUCACCUUAAAAUGUCAACAGGUUUGAUACUCUUCAAACGGAUUGGAAUCAUGCUCUGAAGCUAAAAAAAAUCAGUCUGUAUCCAUUUUACACUAUGCAAAUUUCUGUGAAAUCUGUGACUGCCAAAAUCUGCAGUCUUUCUGUAAUUUGUGUCAUUCUUGUCCAGAUGGUGAAUCAGGGCAAAGAUCUGAGAAAAAGUUGUGCAGUGUAUUCCAGCCUUUAAUUACUGCCAGUUGGAAACUAUGUGCGAGUGACUACAUUAUUUCUGUGAGGUACCAAAGACAUGAGGAGUUGUAGCUAAUUUGCUAUCAAGAGGCGUCUCUCCUGUAAAUGGCUGAUGGUUUCUAUGGAAACUUCCACUUGGCUAAUAGCAGCCCUUUUACACUGGAUUCUCAUCUACUGUCAACACUGUGAAAACACGUGAUGUUCACUUUAAGGACCACAUGAAAUGAGAAGUCCUUUUCUACUGAUUAGUCAUAAUUAGCAAUUAAUAUAUAUGUAGGUUUAGAUGUGCUUUACGAAUUACCAUUUUGUAGCUGGUUUUAAGUGUAUAUUACAAGAAGAUCCAAAGCAUGUUCAGACCCAACACAAAAGGAAAGUCAUACUCCAUGCCACCUAACAAUCAGUCAAAAUCUAGCAAAACUGAUUUGUUUAAAGGUGUCAUGAUGCAAUUUCAAGUUUUCCUUCUUCUUUGGAGUGUUACAAGCUGUUCGUGCAUAGAUAAGAUCCCUAAAGUUGCCAAGACUAAAGUCUCAAACCCAAAGAGAUUCUUUAUAAAAGUUAAAACUUGUCCACACCCUCUUUAAACACCUCGUUUAAGCACGCCCCCACGUCUAUGUCACUGUGUGGGAAGACUAUGAUUCUCGCUCUAGUAUUUUUGCUGCCGCCACCAUGUUAGACGUGGAGACGCUGUGUGUUUCAUUGUGAAAGCAAAACUUUGUUUGGUUUUCCAAAAGAGGACACCACUAGAUAUCAUUGGUUAAGUUGUAUUUACAACACUGUUCCAGAACAGUUCAACCCAAAUAUUCAAAUGUAGGCAGUGCAUUUUAUGGAGGAGUGUUUUCUGAACCUGGGAAGGCAGUGCACAAAGGCUGUUUCAAUUCCAACUUUGAAAGAACAGUCUGGUGCUUCUGACUCACAGUCUGUAAUUACGUUUACAUAUUUAAAGAAUUUGCCACUGACGAUUCAAACACAAGUUUUGAGCAGUGUAGAGUAGCGCUUAUUGUUUGUCGUUUCUCCAGUCACAACAUGGUUUUAUGUUUACGCGGCGCAAUACGCAAUGCAACUUGUGCAAACACAGUAUAAAUCAUUAUAAUCAGUAAUUAUGUCCCCACUGGAUACGACAAACGCCUAAUUUUUAAUGAGUUUUAUCGCUUUUGUCUUGUCGCCUGGGGACACACGGCAUCGCUGUAUGUUUAGGGGCGUAGCAUUUUCGUCACACGCUUGAAGUAUUUAGCCAAUCACAACACACUGGAGAACUGGCCAAUCAGAGCACACCUUGCUUUUCAGAAAGAUGAGCUUUGUAAAAAAUCAACACGUUUCAGAAAGGCAGGACAUAGAGGAGCAACAGUAAUGUACAUUAUGUGGAAAAUAAUGUGUUUUGUGAAACAUUAAACUGCAUAAACACAUUAAUGUUCUUUUUAGCAACAUCAUAUGACCCCUUUAAAGUAAUUGUCUUUUUAAGUUAUUUGAGUGACUUGACGAACUUUAAAAGAAACAAACAAAAAGAAAAUGGUUUAAAAAAGGGAUGGUUCACCAAAAAAAAUUCAAUUGUCAUUAUUUACUUACCCUCAAGUUGUU